Solanum lycopersicum (tomato) is the source of this 4240-nucleotide messenger RNA. RefSeq names its product receptor-like protein kinase THESEUS 1. The record is from RefSeq and is a predicted model, not a curated record. Gene Ontology annotation, cellular component: plasmodesma; plasma membrane. Gene Ontology annotation, biological process: protein autophosphorylation. Gene Ontology annotation, molecular function: ATP binding; transmembrane receptor protein tyrosine kinase activity. Lineage: Eukaryota; Viridiplantae; Streptophyta; Magnoliopsida; Solanales; Solanaceae.
UUUAAUGAUCAUUUGGAAGAACUUUAAUGGCAAAUUCAACUUAAUUAAACUGGAAAGGCUGCUUGAAAACAGCUGUUUCAAAUUGGGUAUGGAAGUGGGGUUUAGAAAUUCAUUCUUGUGGUCCCUUUUUUGCUAUCCACAGCCUGUUAAGAGCUUGCUGUUGGAGUAACCACUGAAAAAGCUCUUGUUCAUUGUGUUUUGAAUUGGGUAUUUCUUGUUUCUUUCUUCAUUUUGGUUUACACCCAUGUCAAAAGAUUCAAUUUUUAAUAAUGGAAUUGCACUAAAAAGCUCUUCUUGAUUGUGUUUGAAUUUGGGUCUUUCUUGUUUCUUCCUUUUGGUUUACACCCAUGUUAAAAGAUUCAAUUUUUCAAGGGGAAGUUCUACUUGAUAGCUCUUCUUGACUCUGGUUUUUAUGGUGGAUUUGCACUAAAUAACUCUUCUUGAUUGUGUUUAUGUGGUGGCAUUUAGGUGACUUGACUUAGCUCUUGUUGUUUCUUCCUUCUGGUUCACACCCUUUUCAAAAGAUUCAAUUUUCAUGUUGGAGUUGCACUAAAAAGCUGUUCUUGAUUGUGUUUUCAUGGUGGCAUUGAGGUAAUCUGAAUCAAGUCUUCUUGUUUCUUCCUUAUGGUUCACACCCUUUUCAAAAGAUUCAAUUUUUCAUGGUGGAGUUGCACUAAAAAGCUGUUCUUGAUUGUGUUUUCAUGGUGGCAUUGAGGUAAUCUGAAUGGGGUCUUCUUGUUUCCUCCUUUUGGUUCACACCCUUUUCAAAAGAUCUAAUUUUUUAUGGUGUGGUUGCUCUAAAAAGCUGUUCUUGAUUGUGUUUUCAUGGUAGCAUUGAGGUAAUCUGAAUGGGGUAUUCUUGUUUCCUCCUUUUGGUUCACACCCUUUUCAAAAGAUUUAAUUUUUCAUGGUGUAGUUGCACUGAAAAGCUCAACUGUAUUUUCAUGGUGGUAUUGAGGUAACCUUUCUUCUGGUGUACUGUUCGAACUCGGUAGAUAAUUGGCACACCCCUUGACCCUUCUCCACUUAAAUACGAGGCUUUUUGUUAUGUCCGCCUUACUCACAAAUCAGGCAUAGGCAUUGCACUCUUACCACUGAACCAAAGCAUCUAGGAGCAUUUCCAAUCUGAAGUCUAGAGGAAAGUUGUUCGCUCAGAUCUUGUCUAACACUAUUUUUUUCGUGCUUUUGGUGUUAAUCAUAGUUUAUUGGUAGUUUCUUCUGAUUUUUCAGUUAAGAAAGUUUUUUUUCUGUAUCAAGAUUGCUCUAGAUAGUUCAGAAAGAUCUAUAAUGCUAUAGUGUAGGUUCUUAGUAUCAUCUGGGGAAUUGGAACUUAGCUUAUUCAGCCACUCUCAUAUCGACAUUGAGGCGUAGUUAUUGUUGUUGUUGACCUAACUGGAGCAGUGUUAGAAAGAAUUGAAGUCCAGUGUUUACCAAUAGGCUCUUUAGAAUGGUAGACUUGAGAACAAUGUCAUGGAUGCCUUUGGUGCUAGCAGUAGUUGUGUCCAUCUUUUUGAUUCAGGAUUCGAAUGCUGCAUUCGUUCCUGCUGAUAACUACUUAAUCGCGUGUGGAUCAUCACAAAAUGUGACCUAUAUCGGCCAGACAUAUGUUCCCGAUUCACUCCAUUCUUCAGCUGCUUUAGAAAAUAAGGAAGAUUCUAUUGCUGCAACAUCCAAUUCAAGUGCUCCAUUUUCGAUCUAUCAGUCAGCCAGAAUCUUCCAUACUACGGCGUUUUACAAGUUCGAUAUUAAGCAAGAAGGCCACCAUUGGAUCCGUCUCUAUUUCUACCCUCUUCCAGGGCACAACUUAACGUCUGCCUCAAUGACAGUGGUCACGGAAAAUUUUGUUCUGUUGAACAAUUUCAGUUUCAAGAGCUAUAAUGGAACAUACCUUCUUAAGGAAUACGCGAUCAAUGUCAAUUCAGAUAGUUUGAUUCUUGCUUUGAUCCCUUCAAACAACUCCGUUGCAUUUAUCAAUGCCAUUGAAGUUGUAUCAGUACCUAAUGAGUUGAUCCCUGAUCAAGCAGUGGCUGUAUCUCCCGUAGCACCUUUCAGUGGCCUUUCUGGACUAGCCCUUGAAACUGUUUAUCGUCUAAACAUGGGUGGUCCUCAUCUCACUGCUCUGAAUGACACCUUGGGAAGAACGUGGGAGAAUGAUGUGAAGUACCUUCACGUCAACAGCUCUGCAGUGAAUGUUUCAGUUAUUCCUUCAAGCAUAAAGUAUCCGGCUACUAUGACUCCUGAAAUAGCACCAAAUUGGGUUUACGCUACUGCUGAAACUAUGGGAGAUGCAAAUGUACCUAACGUGAAUUUCAAUAUCACUUGGGUGUUCCCUGUUGAUCCGAACUUCAUGUACUUCAUCCGAGUACAUUUUUGUGAUAUUGUGAGCGAAUCUCUGAAUAGUCUUCUGUUCAACCUAUAUGUUAAUGAUGACGCUGCUCUAUUGGACCUAGACUUGUCAAACUUAGCUGGAAAUUUGGAUGUACCGUUAUACAAGGAUUUCGUCUCCAAUUCCUCAGUAAACUCGAGUAUUCUGACAGUGAGUGUUGGUCCAGACACGAGUGCGGAUUGGAUAAAUGCAAUUAUGAAUGGACUGGAAAUCAUGAAGAUUAGCAAUGAAGCUAGAAGCUUGAGUGGGGUUCAAUCUGUUGAGACUCUCUUUGUGUUGCCUCACAAAAAGAAAAAGAUAGGUAUCAUUCUUGGUUCUGCCUUAGGAGCAUCAGCUGUUGUCGCGCUUAUUGCAUUGUGUUGUUGCUUUUUCAUAGCUCGACGAUCAAAGAUUUCCAACCAAGGACACUCAUGGAUUCCGUCCUUGUAUGGAAACUCUUUAACUUUGACGAAAACAACAGCUUCUAGGGGAACAGCAAGCUGCAUCUCCCUGGCUUCACCGAAUGUUGGACGAUUCUUUAGUUUCCAAGAGAUAAUGGAUGCAACUAACAAAUUCGACGAAAGCUUGCUUCUUGGUGUUGGUGGUUUCGGUAGGGUCUAUAAAGGAACAAUGGAAGAUGGAACUAAACUUGCUGUCAAAAGAGGAAACACAGGAUCUGAACAAGGCCUAGCUGAAUUUCAAACUGAGAUUGAAAUGUUGUCCAAACUUCGCCACCGUCACCUCGUGUCUUUGAUUGGUUAUUGUGAUGAGAGGUCUGAAAUGAUUCUUGUAUAUGAAUACAUGGCAAAUGGUCCUCUCAGAAGUCAUCUUUAUGGAACAGAUCUCCCACCUCUCUCGUGGAAGCAGCGUCUUGAGAUUUGUAUCGGUGCUGCAAGAGGGCUGCAUUACCUCCACACAGGUGCAGCUCAGAGCAUCAUUCACCGCGAUGUCAAAACCACCAACAUACUUUUGGAUGAUAACUUUUUGGCUAAAGUUGCUGACUUUGGUCUUUCUAAAGCCGGACCAGCUCUAGAUCAGACGCAUGUCAGUACUGCCGUUAAGGGUAGCUUUGGGUACCUUGAUCCUGAAUACUUCCGGAGGCAGCAGCUCACGGAGAAAUCAGAUGUCUACUCAUUUGGUGUUGUUCUAAUGGAAGUUCUCUGCACCAGACCAGCAUUGAAUCCGGUCCUUCCACGAGAACAAGUUAAUAUAGCCGAGUGGGCUAUGAUUUGGCAAAAGAAAGGCAUGUUGGAUCGGAUAAUGGACCCGAAUCUCAAGGGGCAGGUUAACCCAGCCUCCCUGAAAAAGUUCGGUGAGACAGCUGAAAAGUGUUUGGCUGAGUAUGGAGUUGAUAGACCUUCAAUGGGAGACGUGUUAUGGAACCUAGAAUACGCUCUUCAGCUUGAAGAAGCCUCAUCAGCGUUGACAGAGCCUGAUGAUAACAGUACGAACCAUAUCCCUGGCAUACCAUUAACACCAGUUGAGCCAUUCGACAACAGUGUUAGCAAUAUCCAAGGUAUAGUUAACUCAGGAACAGAUGAUGAUGCAGGGGAUGCUGCUACUAGUUCCGUUUUCUCUCAGCUGGUAAAUCCGCGGGGAAGAUGAGAAGCAAUACUCCCUCGUAUACGUGCUUGAGUAUAGUAUUGAAUCAAAUUUUCCCUACUAAAAUGUUUCGAGUGUGUAUUGUUUUUCAUUGAUGUACCUAGCAUAUACGAUGAAAAUCAUCGUUCAAAUACUGCAAGUUGUAGUAUUGUUUCCAUUGUUAGGUGAUACAUUGCAUCUGAUAGAUAGUCAUAUGAAUAUGUAUUUGUAAAAGCACUAUAAUUGUAUCCAUUCACAGAUAAUAAAUAUUAAGCAUAUGUUGCCUUUCUCUUC